This is a messenger RNA of Chrysemys picta bellii (western painted turtle), 497 nucleotides long. Its product is annotated as parvalbumin beta. Gene Ontology annotation, molecular function: calcium ion binding. The record is from RefSeq and is a predicted model, not a curated record. Gene Ontology annotation, cellular component: cytoplasm. NCBI's taxonomy places the organism in Eukaryota, Metazoa, Chordata, Testudines, Emydidae.
CCUUCAUGACGCUGAAAUCUAAAAUCUGUAUAUGGUAUACAACUUAAAGUAUAUAUAAGCAAGCUCAGCUCUGCUGGAGACACACAGCAAGUGCUUUCCUUCCAACUAGAUUGCCUCCUUGUCCAGUCAAGAAGACCACAAAGUUCAGCAAUGGCUAUGACUGAUAUCCUUUCUGCUAAAGAUAUUGAAGCUGCUCUUACCAGCUGCCAGGCUGCUGACUCUUUCAACUACAAGUCUUUCUUCUCCAAGGUCGGUCUAAAAGGCAAGUCUACUGACCAGGUAAAGAAAAUUUUUGGAAUCCUUGACCAGGACAAGAGCGGCUUCAUUGAGGAAGAUGAGCUUCAGCUGUUCCUGCAGAAUUUCUCCUCAACUGCCCGAGCUCUAACUGCUGCUGAGACCAAGGCUUUCAUGGCUGCAGGUGACACUGACGGUGAUGGCAAAAUCGGAGUGGAUGAAUUCCAGGCUCUGGUGAAGGCAUAAAGAGCAUUAGACCAAAA